GAGGCUGUAAUCAAACCCACAAAACAUAUACUUGAUAUUUUUUUCUUAAGAAAGAGAGAAUGUUAACGCACAAAUCUGGGAAGCGUUACUUAGUUUCUCCGGCAGAUGAAUUCAUCAAAUAUUUUAUCAGAAAGAAAAGCCAUGUUUCAUUCUUUUAUGCUGCUGAGGAAUUGAGGUUCGAAAUCGUGUCGGAGGAGGAUGUUGCGGAGAGAACAGUUACCAUGAACAUACUUGGGACCCUAAUUUCAGAAGGCUACAAAACGGUCAAAGUAAGAAUCACCGUCGCUCCAUGGGAGGAAGAGAUUACAAAAAGCUGCUUGGAGUACACCUUCGAGUUCGACAAGAUUAAAAAUCACAUCAGAAAAACUGAGAUCGUCGAAUCCCUACUCACGUACAUCGAUAUAAGCGAUACCAAUAAUAACAGAAGUGAUGAUAAUUUUAAGUACAACUCCUUUGACGCUGCGUAUCCGGCGGAAGAAUACUUCAAGCGUAAAGUCAAAGCAUUUGAAGAAGAUGAUGACGUGACGGUGGGGGAUGUGAAUAGGAUAAAUAAGAGAUUUACGGUGAGUUUCAUCAGCGCUCCUUUCUUGUCGGAUUCUUACGAAGACGGAAGUAUUUUCCAGAGUAUGGAAGUAACCAUCACUAUUACUCCUAAGAAAGAUGAUAACAGCCGUAGCCGCGUGAAAUGGACCAUCAAGGUCGAGAAGUUUGAUUAUAGCAAGGAACAAGCAGACUUCUUUUUCAUAGCAGCCGAUCAUAUCCGUGAGACUAUUAUGGCUGCAUAGAGUUAAGCUUCGUAAAUUAAUGUUAUAAAUCGAAAGUUUCAUUUACACAUAGGACCGUCUAAAUAAAAUGGCACCUAUAUCUAUUUAUAUGUCUCUGUUGCAUGAAUUUCUUAUAACAGUUGGUAUUUGGGGAUGCAUGGACGUUGUAUGCUCGAUGAAUAAUAUAUUGAUAUUUGCAUAUUUCUGUUAGACGGACCAAUGCUUAUAAUACAUCAAAAAGGCUAAUUUAAUAUGUCGAUUUGCAUAUUAUUGUUGGACUGGUGGUUUAUCAUUGACCAAAAAACAAAACCAAAAGUAAAAGAAAAUAUAAUUUUUUAACCGAAGAGACAUUGAUAAUGGUAGUAGCUAUCAUCCGUAACCUUUUUCUUGACAAAUUAACAAAUUAAUUAAAUGUUAAGUAAUAGAUAUUUAGUAACGGGAAAAAACUAGUUUAACUCUAAUUCAUUAGUUAAUUACUGGAAUGACUCUAAUUUUAUUUUAAUUACUAGUUUAUUUUUCAUACUUGUUUUACCCCUAAGUCAUUUAUUAUCAAAAAUAAUAAUUACGAAAAUGUCAUUACUCACAAACUUAUUUGUCCAUGUUUUAUGUAACCACAAACUUAUAUUUAUUUAUUUUUAUGACAGAUUUAUCUUAAAUUUUAUAGACUUAAUUAAAUUUCUACAGAUUUAUUCUAACAAAUUUAUCAUGUUUGGUCACAGAUUUAUUAAAUUCUUACAGAUUUAAUAAGAUUUAGUUUCUUUGACCACAAAUUUACUUAAUUUUGACAGAUUUAUAUACAAUUUGAUAGAUUCGUUUUUUUCUUUGCCACCGAUUAACCUAUUUUUGACAGAUUUAUUUGCGGUUUGGCUGAUUAUUAUCUUUUGACCAUAGAUUUACUUUAUUUUGACAGAUUUAAUAUGGAUUUGAUAGAUUUGUUUAUCUUGACCACAAAUUUAUUUACAAUUUGAUAGAUUUAUUUUACAUUGGCGGCAGAUUAAUACCGAUUACCAGAUUUAUUAAUUAUUUGGUCACUGAUUUAUUAAAUUCUACUUAACUGAACUGGUUAUUGAAAACAGAUUUAACCAUUAAAUUCUGAAUUAUUUUAGUUAACUGAUAAUUUUAAUUGAAAUAAACAUUUACUUCAUAUUUAUUGAUUCACACUCUAACUUUUUCUAUGUUCACCAAAAGAUGGUGUGAUGGUGGAGGAUGUGAAUAGGAAAAACAAGAGAUUUACGAUGAAUUUCAUCAGAUUUGACCACGAAUUUAUUUACAAUUUGAUAGAUUUAUUUUACAUUGGCGACAAAUUAAUACCAACUACCAGAUUUAUUAAUUAUUUGGUUACGGAUUUAUUAAAUUCUACUUAACCGAACUCGUUAUUGAAAACAGAUUUAAGUAUUUAACCAUUAAAUUCUGAAUUAUUUUAGUUAACUGAUAAUUUUAAUUGAAAUAAACAUUUACUUCAUAUUUAUUGAUUCACACCCUAACUUUUUUCUAUGUUCACCAAAAGAUGGCGUGACGGUGGAGGAUGUGAAUAGGAAAAACAAGAGAUUUACGAUGAGUUUCAUCAGCGCUCCUUUCUUGUCGGAUUCUUACGAACAGGCCCGGCCUGGAAAUAUUUUGAACUGGAAGCAGCACACUUUAUUUUGGGCCUGUUAUUGAAUAAUUUUAAAAGGAUAAAAAUAAACAGAGGGAACGUGGCCUAUGGAGUUUGAACCGUGCACAAGAAAGAGAGCUUUUUCGCCCUUAUACCAACUAUGCUACUGAAGAAUUCAACAACAAAAGGACCGAAAUAAUAUAUAGCUUAUUCAAGGGCCGGAAGCAUAUGCUUCCUUCGCUUGUACCCAUGGCCGCUAAUACGAAGACGGAAGUAUUUUCCAGAGUAUGGAAGUAACCAUCACUAUUUUUUUUUUUUGGUAAAAAUGUAUAGAUAUUAUUACCAGGAUUUUUAAAUUUUUGACAGAAUUACAUAGAAGACAAGAGAAGCAUAAUAAAUGAAGAAAACAACUAAACAGAAACACUUUCUAGUCUAAAGGAAGGCUGACACUACGGUAUAACUACUUACCAGAAGGCACUACUCCAUUAGCACUAACCGCUUGCCACAAAAGGAGAAACCACAGUAAUUGCGAGAGACAGAGCCCGGUAGAAAUUGGCGUACCCGAUGAACUGCUCUUUAAGAUUUGGUUUAACCGAGAACAGCUCGCAGUAGACCUCCAAAACAGAAACCAACAUGGCCAUACAGCAACACACAAGGCCAACCCGGUCGACAAGGCAGCGCAUUUAUUCGGAAAAAAAUGAAAACCUCCAAAGAUCGCCACACGCCAAAGCCCUACACCAAGCAGACAGAGAAAACUACACCACCAUACCAUAGCAAUAGUGGACAAGAGACAACCCCAGAUCAUGUUCCUGCACGAGCUUUCUUUGUACGCAACGCCACCAAGAAGAAGAGUCAUGGUUGACUAAUCCGAUGACUAUCCUCCUCUCAUGCACCCACAACGGAGAACCAGCAGCGGACCUACCUAGCUUGGAACAGAAAGCAUCCCUGGAGGCUCUCCAACAAAAGCAAAAAGACGGGCUCGAUGAACUGCUUGUUACAACAUCCCGACCACGCUCACAAGGCCUACAAGAAGAGAGUGACCAAACACUGCCGAACAGUCCUAGAGACCACCGUCGACACUGGGAAGUGCCGGUCACCACAAGGAGUCUCUGAGGUAAGCUUAAGUUUGGAGACAACCCAAACGGUCUAAGCACCUUGCCUAUAGUUUAUUACGAGAACCGUAACCAAUCUCUUCACACGCAAAAGAUUGAAACGGAGACACGGACCAACCUACACAAACUGAUACAAGGAGCAGUCUUCUGAUUAGCGAGCCGGCUGCAUCACAGAAGAAACGGGAAGAAGAACUGGGUAGAGGAGACAGCUGAGCCGGAUGACAACGGAGCUGCCAAGCAUGGCCAUAGACGACCACACCAUUACAUCAGAUCCGCAAAUCUCCACAAGCCAACACCAGUAACCCUAGCACGCGCUAGGAAAGCCACCAGCAUAUAGCACGCCGACGAGGAAACAACACUCCGAAGCACUCACGGCGUCAAAAGAGAGUCGGAGUCCACCGAGACGCCAAGGCAAGACCACAUGAAAAACUCUGAACGCCACACCUCCGACAAGGAGCGGUACAGGCCAGAUCUAGAGAUCCACCACCGGAACAGAGAGAGGAGUCGGCCUCCUACCACCACGCGCCGUCACCUUCAAGAUAGGGUAGAUCUGGAAAAACCCCCACUCGCGAAACCCUAAAACGCCGACCCUGACUCAACCACCUCCUCUCUAACCUCACUUCAGUACCAGAGAACCAAACCACAACCACCGGGUCCGGUCGCGACUUUGUCACCGGCGAGGCUCUUCUUCCAGGGUUGAAAGCAUCUCGGUUGGAGAGAAGGAGGCGAAAACAGAGCAAAGAAACAGAAAAGAGGAAAGGAUAGGGAGAGAACCCUCCGGCGGAGCUUAGACGGCCCACGCGCCGGAGGUACACCGGAGACGCUGGAAGUUUGCGAAAGAGAAAGUCGGGUGGUGGGGAGAGAAAGUCGGGUGGUGGGGAGAGAGAACAACCGAGAUUCCGUUUCCGUAACCAUCACUAUUACUCCUAAGAAAGAUGAUAACAGCCGUAGCCGCGUGAAAUGGACCAUCAAGGUCGAGAAGUUUGAUUAUAGCAAGGAACAAGCAGACUUCUUUUUCAUAGCAGCCGAUCAUAUCCGUGAGACUAUUAUGGCUGCAUAGAGUUAAGCUUCGUAAAUUAAUGUUAUAAAUCGAAAGUUUCAUUUACACAUAGGACCGUCUAAAUAAAAUGGCACCUAUAUCUAUUUAUAUGUCUAUGUUGCAUGAAUUUCUUAUAACAGUUGGUAUUUGGGGAUGCAUGGACGUUGUAUGCUCGAUGAAUAAUAAUAUAUUGAUAUUUGCAUAUUUCUGU
Brassica napus (rape) is the source of this 4720-nucleotide messenger RNA. RefSeq lists its product as uncharacterized. Lineage: Eukaryota; Viridiplantae; Streptophyta; Magnoliopsida; Brassicales; Brassicaceae. The record is from RefSeq and is a predicted model, not a curated record. The coding region runs from base 60 to 785 and encodes 241 amino acids. The transcript is spliced from 3 exons.